Messenger RNA from Aspergillus saccharolyticus JOP 1030-1, 3273 nucleotides. Its product is annotated as metal cation transporter MSC2. Gene Ontology annotation, cellular component: membrane; Golgi apparatus. Lineage: Eukaryota; Fungi; Ascomycota; Eurotiomycetes; Eurotiales; Aspergillaceae. Gene Ontology annotation, molecular function: zinc ion transmembrane transporter activity. The record is from RefSeq and is a predicted model, not a curated record. Gene Ontology annotation, biological process: zinc ion transport; intracellular zinc ion homeostasis; transmembrane transport. Bases 274 to 2952 code for a protein of 892 amino acids. The transcript has 4 exons.
CAACCAUCACCAUCACCCUUAGAUCGCCACAAGCGCCCAUCGUGGUCGCCCCCUUAUCCUCCCAAUUGAUUCCCUUUUCAUGAGCACUAUGUUGCCUCUUUGGCUUCCAAUCCUUGAUCUUCUACUUGUCCUGGGCUUCUAAAGCUCAAUUUCUGUUUCUUCAACCUAAUAGCUGUUCGCCAAACCUCGGCUCCAGCACCCGCUCUCACGAACUCCUCCGGCUGUUGGCUGGACUUUUCCAGCAAUCGUACAUAACACCACCUUUUUGAAACAAUGUCGGCCGGAACACCAGUGUCCGUCGUGGAGACAGCUCCCCUCAAUCACGGGCUUGGACAUAGUCGCGGCCAUCGUUCACGAUCAUCUCGCAGGUCGCACGGGCCAAUUUCCAUUUCGGCCUCUUCUUUCGACCUGUCUUCAACGAAUCAACAGCCCCCACAACCUGUAAUUAACCCGGCUUUUCCCAAUGGCAGCUCCGGAGAGUCGAUCCAGCACGAGCAUCACCAUACACAUUCCCAUACAUCGAACCACAGCAGUUGGGAAGCGUGCGGCCAUGAUCAUGCCGUCUCCUCAUGCAAUAAUACCCAUCACACAAAGGAUGAUAGUACUACCGGGCUGUUUGGUGCUCAAAUGCUGAAUGUGUCGGCUGAGGCUGGUACGAAUACAAUUCAGGAGGCGCUCGCUGGACUCCUUCUAUCGCUGCCAUGGAUCGCCCUCUCUUGGUACUACCAUCAUCAUGCACAUUGGAAGAUACAGCAAAGGAUAUCGGAAGACCCCGACGCGAUCGCAUCGAGCAAUGGCAGACUAGAACAAGUCGAACGGAAGACAGCUAUGCUGACAGCUGUGACGCUGAUACUGUAUGGAUGUGGAGAAAUCGUGCAAUCAGUUCAGCGGGGAGGAACCGACUCCGUUUUUGCACUCCCUCAGCUGAGUUCAGGCACAGCAAGGGUGGUGUUUCUGCGAGCAGCUUCGCUUGCGUUACCGUUGUAUGCCGGCUUGAAAGUUGGAGGAUUCCUAGUGGCUUUCAGCCUGCUUCUUGCAGUAGCCUCUGGUGUGCCCACGCUACUCCAGGGGAAUGGACCGCACAGCAGUGGCCACUCUCGAUUGAGCCAAAAGAAGGCUAGCAGUGCUGUGAUUGUCGUCGUGGCUGUGCUCAGCUUCUUGGGCUUGAAUGCAAGCUGGGACGAACAUCCAUUCUUCGGUUACGCGGCUUUGCUCGUGUCGGUCUUUGUACUCCGCCCUUUUUUCUCAGGGAUGAAGUCCGCUGAUGUCGACCUCUCUACGCCUACGUCGUCUAAGAGGCAGGAAUCACAGUCCAGCAUAAGCGCUACUUCAGCUGGCGACUCCGUGUUGACUACUUUGUCGGGCCUGUUUCUGGCACUCAUUACCAUCAUCAUCUCCGGCAAUAUCUCGGUUGACUUUACGGAUAUGAUUUAUCACUUCGCCGCCUCUGGUGCCUUCGCACUCAGCUUAUCCUCUAUUGCCCGCUCACAUUUACAGUCCCCCCGCAAGAUAGGCCUUGUUCUUGGGUCCGGCUUCGCAGCUCUUGUAUCCUCACCGCCGCUUCAAGACAAUGUUCAGGUCAUCUACGUCUCCCGGAUCAUUGUCUCUCUUAUAUCUUAUUUUGCUGCGCGAUUUGACGACAGAGCCAUUCGCCACUCUGCACACUCGCAUGCACAUGAACAUCACAGCCAUUCCUCUGCUGAUACUUCAAAAAUUACCAAGUUUAUCCUCCGGUACAGCGAACCGUACCCGCUUCUGUACAGUAUUCUCAAGGAAAGCGAUUCGCGACGCAUUUUCUACUUCAUGUGCCUUAACUUUGGCUUCAUGCUUGUUCAAUUAGCAUACGGUUUUUUGACUGGAUCUUUGGGCCUGCUCAGCGAUAGUAUUCACAUGUUCUUUGACUGCCUUGCUCUAGUCGUGGGUCUUUGUGCUGCUGUCAUGAGUAAAUGGCCACCCAGCUCGAGAUUCCCGUACGGUUACGGCAAAGUCGACACGCUGUCCGGGUUCGCCAAUGGCAUUUUUCUCAUGAUCAUCAGUAUCGAGAUCAUCUAUGAAGCAGUCGAGAGAUUGUCUUCUGGUAGCCAAAUGCACCGCAUUGGUGAGCUUUUGGUAGUUAGCAUUGCGGGUCUGUUGGUGAACCUCGUCGGAAUUAUGGCUUUUGAUCAUGGGCAUGCACAUGGACACGACCAUGGUCACGGACAUUCGCAUGGUAACGAGAACAUGCAUGGCAUCUUUCUACAUAUUCUUGCCGACACGCUUGGCUCUGUCGCUGUGGUCAUCUCGACUAUUCUCGUCCACUAUUCUGGCUGGCCUGGAUAUGACCCCAUUGCUUCAUGCUUGAUUGCGAUCUUGAUCUUUGCCUCGGCAGUCCCGCUCGUCAGCAGUACGGCGAAGACACUGCUACUGGCAUUACCUGCUGACGUGGAGUACAAUGUCCGCGAAGUCCUAGCGGGAGUUAGUACUCUACGGGGGGUGGUUGGGUACACUGUCCCUCGAUUUUGGUUGGAUGACACAGGGAAAGAGUCUUCUGGUCAUCACCACCAUGGCCAUGAUCAUGGUCACAGCCACUCCCACAGCCAUAGUCACGGUCAUGGCCAUGACCAUGACCAUUCCCACAAUCAUAGCCACUCUCAUGCCCACAGCCACAAUCACAACAGCAACCACUCGGAUCCUCACUUUUCCUCCCCCAAUAAUGCUCAUGGCCACGGCCACGACCACAGCACCCACUCCCAUUCCCACAGCCAUGACCACCAUUCCCACUCCCACGAAUCCCACAAUCCAAAACUUCUCGGUGUGAUUCAUGUCAUCGCUUCCCGCACCUCCGACCUCGAGGAUGUCCGCCAACGCACGGUCGACUACCUCCGCGGAAAAGACAUGGACAUUCUCGUCCAGGUUGAGCGCGAAGGCGACGGCCGAUGCUGGUGCGGCGGAGGUGGAAAUAAAGCCAUCUGAGGCCGUUCAUGUUCUUCUCCAUAAGUACCAUAUACAUAAUCAAUAGACAGGUCGGGACACUGGCUCUGAGUUCUCUUCUGAUCUCCCCAUGUUUUUAACUCUUACUGCAACUGAUGUGGUAUGUAUGUGUCAAUGUAUGUAUGUCUCAUACUUACUUCUUCUUUUUUUUUUUUCUUUUUUUCUCUUUCCUCUUCUGACGACGGGGCUUUCUUAUUUUCCAGUCCUUGAUUGGCUCUCAGCUACAAGGAAUGUCUAAUCUCGAUGGUUGAAGCUGUCCUUUAGGACGUAUGUGUUUCGGGAUUUGUACUAUAUUCAUGAGCG